AUGUACAAUAGAAUAGUACAUAUCAUAGUCUUCGUCCCUGAGAAAAUUAUACUGGUAGCUGCCCUAACAAAAGGUUGUUUUCAAGAACAAUUCGCCGCCGAAUUCACCUCUUUCUCUCCACUCAUCAUCUUCUUCUUCUCUUGACCUGGUUUAGAAGAUUGUUGGUGCAUAUAUUGAACUGGGUUUUAAGUGAAGAUGUUAUCUGAAUUAGGUACAAGGCCGAUGGUCAGUGGUAAAGAAGGAUCAUUUGGUGAUGAAUUAGAGAAGGAGCUAGGGUUUAUGCUAAAUGAAUCGAGGCGACAAGAUUCUGAUGAUUUGCAGAAGGAGUUGAGUAUGUUUAGAAGUGGGUCAGCUCCACCCACUGUUGAGGGUUCAUUGAGUGCAGUUGAUAGGUUGUUUAAUCAUGGGGGUGGGGGUUUGCCCUUUUCGGAAUUUGGGUUGAAUAAUAACGGAAGCGGUUUUUCAUCCGAGGAAGAACUUAGGUCUGAUCCUGCGUAUGUGUCUUAUUAUUACUCAAAUGUUAAUUUAAAUCCUAGGUUGCCGCCUCCCUUGCUUUCUAAGGAGGAUUGGCGGUUUUCGCAGAGGCUCCAAGGAGGAGGAACUUCGAAUGUGGGAGGGAUUGGAGAUAGGAGGAAAGUGAAUAGAAUUGAUAGUGGAGGUGCUGCUGGUGGAGGGGUGUCACUGUUUUCAAAACCACCGGGGUUUAACAAAAAGAAACAAGAAAGUCAGAGUGAAUCGGAGUGGGGUGGCGAGGGACUGAUUGGUUUGCCUAGUUUGGAAUUAGGGAGCAAGCAGAAGACCUUUGCUGAAAUAUUUCAGGAUGACGUAGCUCGUGCAACUCCUGGUUCUGGCCAUCCUUCUCGUACACCAAGUCGUAAUGCUCUUGGUGAUAAUUUUGACUCUAUGGGGUCGGCUGAAGCUGAGCUGGCUCAGCUGCGUAAGGGUUUAGCUUCUGCAGAUAAUUUUGAAAUGAGUUCGAAGGUUCAGAAUUUGUCUGCUGUGCAACGUGCCAGCACACCGCCUGUAUCAUACUCUUAUGCAGCUGCACUAGGUACUUCAUUAUCACGAAGCACAACCCCCGACCCUCAACACAUUGCUAGGGCUCCUAGCCCUUGUCUUACUCCCAUCGGUGAAGGGAGAGGCACUUCAGAAAAGAGAAGCAAAAGUUCAAACUCUUAUAACGGUAACUCCACUCACAUAAAGGAGCCUUCAGACUUGGUAGCGGGUAUAUCUGGCAUGAGUUUGUCGAAUGGUGGUAAAAAUGCAGACAAUUCUGUGAAGUCUCAGAUUGAGGAAACUGUUGCCGACCAAGAAAAAUAUACUUUUGACAUGCCAGGUGGUCAGAAUAAUAUGAUGCAUCACUCAUACAUAAAUAAAUCUGAGCCAACGCAUUUACAUGGGUACUCUGAGCCAGCAGAACUUUCCUACUCGAAGAGCACUGGAAAUAGUCAUGGAUUUCAUAACUCUUCUCUCGAAGCCGACAUGCAUAGUAAUUCUUACCAAAAGGGAUCUCCUGGUUCUGUUCCUAAUAUCGGAGGUGGCUUACUCUCUCACUAUCAGCAGGUUGAUCCGACCAAUUUGCAAUAUCCGAACUAUGGUCCAAAUGGGUUCCCAAUGAAUACACCAGUGCAACCCUUGAUGUCAGGCCAUCUUGGUAAUGUUACUAUGCCGCCCUUGUUUGAAAAUGCUGCUGUAGCAUCAGCCAUGGCUGUCCCGUUAAUGGACCCAAGGAUGAUGGGUGGUAAUUUCACUUCAGAAUCAAAUUUCAAUUACGAUGCAUUAGAAUCACAAAAUCUUGGUAGGCUCAGGAACCAGAUGACUAAUAGUGCUCUUCAGGCACCAUUUAUGGAUCCAGUGUACCGUCAGUACUUGAGGACAGCUGAGUAUGCUGCACUUCAUAAUAAUCCCGCUAUGGAUAUGAACUACACGGGUAAUCCAUAUGUGGAUUUGCUUCAGAAAGCUUAUCUUGGAUCUUUGUUAUCACCUCAAAAAUCACAAUAUGGUGCCUCUCUCGGUGGUAAAGCUAGUGCUUCUAAUCUUCAUGGUUUCUACGGCAAUCCUGCACUUGGAAUUGGUUUGUCAUAUCCUGGAAGUCCAUUGGCAAGUCCUCUUAUUCCAAACUCCCCUGUUGGACCGGGUAGUCCAAUCAGGCAUGGUGAUGUUAAUAUGCGAUUCCCUCUUGGGACAAGACAUCUUGCUGCUGGGGGUAUUAUGGGACCUUGGCACUUAAAUUCUGGUAGCGUAGAGAAUACCUUUGCUUCAUCCUUGUUAGAAGAGUUCAAGAGUAAUAAAGCUCGAUCUUUUGAACUUUUAGAAAUUACAGGUCAUGUUGUAGAGUUCAGUGCGGAUCAGUAUGGUAGCCGGUUCAUUCAACAAAAACUUGAAACUGCAACAACAGAAGAGAAAACUAUGGUUUAUGAAGAAAUUUUUCCCCAUGCUGUCACAUUGAUGACUGAUGUUUUUGGCAAUUACGUGAUCCAAAAGUUCUUUGAGCAUGGAAUGCCAUCACAGAGAAGAGAACUGGCAAACAAGCUGAUUGGGCAAGUAUUGACACUAAGUCUUCAAAUGUAUGGUUGCCGAGUAAUUCAAAAGGCAAUUGAAGUAGUAGAUUUGGACCAGAAAAUAGAAAUGGUUGCAGAGCUUGAUGGAAAUGUUAUGCGCUGUGUACGUGAUCAAAAUGGGAACCAUGUUAUCCAGAAAUGUAUUGAAUGUAUUCCUGAAGAACAUAUUCAAUUCAUUAUCUCAACAUUCUUUGAUCAAGUUGUUACCCUUUCUACACAUCCAUAUGGGUGUCGUGUGAUACAGAGGGUACUAGAGCACUGUGCCGACGCUAAAACGCAAAGUAAGGUGAUGGAUGAGAUUCUAGGAUGUGUCAGUAUGUUGGCACAAGAUCAGUAUGGAAAUUAUGUUAUUCAGCAUGUACUGGAGCAUGGGAAGCCACAUGAACGUUCAACUAUAAUCCAGGAAUUAGCUGGGAAAAUAGUUCAAAUGAGCCAGCAGAAGUUUGCUUCGAAUGUAGUUGAGAAGUGUUUAGCUUUUGGUGAUCCUAGUCAACGUGAACUUCUAGUGCGUGAGAUGCUUGGUACAACUGAUGAGAAUGAGCCUCUUCAGGCAAUGAUGAAAGAUCAAUUUGCAAAUUAUGUUGUACAAAAGGUGCUGGAAACAUGCAGUGACCAGGAACGUGAGCUGAUUCUGACCCGAAUUAAGAUUCAUUUAAAUGCACUCAAGAAGUACACUUAUGGCAAACAUAUUGUUGCUCGUGUAGAAAAGCUUGUUGCUGCUGGAGAGAGGAGAAUGGCUGCUCAACCCCAACAGUUGGCAUAGGAGCCACAGAGAAGGAAGUUGUACAGCUAACCUGAGGCUAGUUUAAGCUACCUCAUUUCCUUUGCCUCCUGUAACUAAGUUGUAUUGCGAAUAAAGCUGUACUGCUUGAACUAGAAAACUGUAUAUGUGUAGUUUUGACGGUGUUUUGUAUAACGUAACAGAGUAUCUUGUAAAGAGGCUUGGUGUUGAACGCACCUGAAGCCCAUGCAGAGGUAGUAACAUGUAUGAGUUUCAAAGGAUGUAACAAAGGAGGUUGAUGUAGUGUCCAGUACUCGACGCGACUGUACAAAAGUGUUUCUGGUGUCUAAGUAUGAUCAUGUAGGAUUUUGUCUAAUUUGCCAAAAGUAUGGAUGGCUUUCAUGUA
This is a messenger RNA of Daucus carota subsp. sativus, 3688 nucleotides long. Its product is annotated as pumilio homolog 2. The transcript has 10 exons. Gene Ontology annotation, molecular function: mRNA binding. Gene Ontology annotation, biological process: post-transcriptional regulation of gene expression. The coding region runs from base 196 to 3324 and encodes 1042 amino acids. The record is from RefSeq and is a predicted model, not a curated record. NCBI's taxonomy places the organism in Eukaryota, Viridiplantae, Streptophyta, Magnoliopsida, Apiales, Apiaceae. Gene Ontology annotation, cellular component: cytoplasm.